AUGUCGCUCACAAGCCCACCACGCAGCUGGAGGAGGAGAGAACAGGAGGCAGGGGACUCGCACUUCAAGUGCCCGUCGGGCCACCCUGUCAUUAUGCGGAUGUCGAGCGCAGGGCAGCGCUACGACGAGGCAGUCAAGGCGGCGGGAGCGCAGCACACACACGGGUCGCCACACUUGCACGCCUUCAUCGCGAUGCUCGAUGCCCUGCGCAAGACGGACACCACAGGAAAAGACAACGAGGUGCAGAUGAUCUUCGGAGCGGUCGUCAGGCACAAAGAGUUCGUAGACAAUGGCAAGCCAGACGACCUGGAGGAGUGGGUGCACAGUUGCAGGGCCAGCGAGUACUUCUAG
Molecule: messenger RNA, 351 nt
Organism: Prorocentrum cordatum
Lineage: Eukaryota; Dinophyceae; Prorocentrales; Prorocentraceae
Source: the annotation of a GenBank genome assembly